Lontra canadensis (Northern American river otter) is the source of this 1611-nucleotide messenger RNA. It is a transcript of the gene CCND3, whose product is annotated as cyclin D3. Gene Ontology annotation, molecular function: cyclin-dependent protein serine/threonine kinase regulator activity. The transcript is spliced from 6 exons. Bases 120 to 1106 code for a protein of 328 amino acids. The record is from RefSeq and is a predicted model, not a curated record. Gene Ontology annotation, cellular component: nucleus; cyclin-dependent protein kinase holoenzyme complex; cytoplasm. Lineage: Eukaryota; Metazoa; Chordata; Mammalia; Carnivora; Mustelidae. Gene Ontology annotation, biological process: mitotic cell cycle phase transition; regulation of cyclin-dependent protein serine/threonine kinase activity; positive regulation of G1/S transition of mitotic cell cycle.
UGGGGCUCGGCCGCGCAGUGCCAGCGCCAGCACCAGACCCGCGCCCCGCGCUCUGCCGACCGCCGCCUGAGUUCUGGCUCCCGAGUCCGAGCUCCCGCCCGCCUGUGCGCCGCCCGAAUAUGGAGCUGCUGUGCUGCGAGGGCACCCGGCACGCGCCCCGGGCCGGGCCGGACCCGCGACUGCUCGGGGACCAGCGUGUCCUGCAGAGCUUGCUCCGCCUGGAGGAGCGCUACGUGCCCCGCGCCUCCUACUUCCAGUGUGUGCAGAGGGAGAUCAAGCCGCACAUGCGGAAGAUGCUGGCGUACUGGAUGCUGGAGGAAGGGAGCCUCUGGCGUAACCCCCCAGCCCCCAGGGGAGGGGGGCGAGGAGGCAGGCAACUCAGAGGAAGUGGGGGGCGUCACCUCGGGGAAGGCACAUCCUCCUCGGUCUGUGAGGAGCAGCGCUGUGAGGAGGAAGUCUUCCCCCUGGCCAUGAACUACCUGGAUCGCUACCUGUCCUGCGUCCCCACCCGAAAGGCGCAGUUGCAGCUCCUGGGUGCGGUCUGCAUGUUGCUGGCCUCCAAGCUGCGCGAGACUACGCCCCUGACCAUCGAAAAACUGUGCAUCUACACCGACCACUCCGUCUCUCCCCGCCAGCUGCGGGACUGGGAGGUACUGGUCCUGGGGAAACUGAAGUGGGACCUGGCUGCUGUGAUUGCCCAUGAUUUCCUGGCCCUGAUUCUGCACCGGCUUUCUCUGCCCCACGACCGACAAGCCUUGGUCAAAAAACAUGCACAGACCUUUUUGGCCCUCUGUGCUACAGAUUACACCUUCGCCAUGUACCCGCCAUCCAUGAUCGCCACGGGCAGCAUUGGGGCUGCAGUGCAAGGCUUGGGUGCGUGUUCCACGUCUGGGGAUGAGCUCACGGAGCUGCUGGCAGGGAUCACAGGCACUGAGGUGGACUGCCUGCGGGCCUGUCAGGAGCAGAUCGAAGCUGCGCUCAGGGAGAGCCUCCGAGAAGCCGCCCAGACCUCGCCCAGCCCAGCACCCAAAGCCCCCAGGGGCUCCAGUAGCCAGGGGCCCAGCCAGACCAGCACUCCCACAGAUGUCACAGCUAUCCACCUGUAGCCCUGGAGAGGCCCCCUCCAGUGGCCAUGGGCAGCAGAAGAGGGGACACUGCCACCCCCCCUCCUUGCCUGCAGGAACGAACCAUGCCACAUCCGAAGUCCGAGGGGGCUCCUUCCUAUUCGCCCCUUGCAAAGCCUAAGGGGUUAGGCCCUACAUAUCUCUGCAGUGUGCACUAAGGGGCCUGGCCAGCCAUGUGUGGAUGGCUGGCUGGGCUCCUCCUUUUCUCUGCAUCUGACCAGCUCUGCCCCUUCCCUGAUUCUAGCUGGUGGCGGGCCAGGCUGGUUGGAAAUGAAAUUGAAGUAGGUAAAAUACACGUACCAGCAUUUCUUUUUGAGGUGCCCUUAUCUCUGGGCCUCUCACGUUCUCAGAUGCCCACAUGCCCCUAGUGCCUUGUAAAGGUGUCACACCUUCCAGAGUUCUUUCUGGAGAAGUUUCAGAUACUCUGGUAGACGUGUGUGAGGGUAAACAGUCUGGACAGCUCAUCUUGACACACUUUGGAGGCCCC